Messenger RNA from Agelaius phoeniceus (red-winged blackbird), 2115 nucleotides. Lineage: Eukaryota; Metazoa; Chordata; Aves; Passeriformes; Icteridae. The record is from RefSeq and is a predicted model, not a curated record.
AUGGCGCGGGAGCUGAGCCAGGAGGCUGUGCUGGACUUCCUCUGGGCGGCCGGGGGGCGAGCCCCCAACACGGCGCUGCUCCGCCACUUCCAGCGGUUCCUCCGCGACCCGGCGCUGACGGAGCAGCAGCGGCGAGAGCGCCGCGAGUACUUCAAGAGCCUCGUCAAUUCCCUGGCCACCGUCCACCCCGCCGCCGCCCCCGGCGCCUCCAAGGACAUCGUCCUCCGCCGCAGGUACCGCGACCUCCUCGAUGAGGAGCUGCCGCCGCCGGAGGAAGAGCGGGAGCAGGAGGAGGAAAAGAACGAGCCGCCGCCCCGACGCGACCCCGACGGGCGGCGCGGCCCCCGCGGGGAGGCGGCGGAGCAGGGGCGGCCCGGCGGGGCGGGGGGCUGCUCCGCCCGGGGCCGCGGCGGGCCGUGCUGCGAGUGCCGCCGGGCGCGCCGCGCUGCCGCCGCUGCCGUCCCCGCGACACCGCCCACCCCCCGGCCGCCCCGCUCCCGCUCCCCGCCGCCCCCUCCGCAGCCGCCUCCGUACCGGACCGAGCCGCCCCCGUACCGGACCCAGCCGCUGUCCUCGGGCCCCUGGGCGCUUCGCCCCGGCGGCGCAGCGCGCCCCCGGCCCCCGGCGCAGCCGUCGGGUCCCGGGGCGCUGUCCCCCGCGGUGCCGCCCCGGUCCCGAUCGCCGCCGCUGCCUGCCGCCGGGCUGCCCUCUGCCACAGCGUCCCGGUGCCGGACGCCACCGCCGCCAUCGGGCCCGGAGAUGCCGCCUCCCUACAGGUUGCCUCAGCCCCGAUCUUUGCCGCAGCCCGCGACCGGGAUGCCCUUGCUGAAGGCUCCACGGCCCUCAGCAAGCCCGGAGAGGCGAACCCCCGCCGGAUCCAUCCCGUCCCCGCUGCUGUCAUCGGGCCCCAGGCCGCUGUCCCCGCGGGACCUGCCGCCUUCCCGAUCCUUGCCGUUGCUGUCCGCCCCGGAGGUGCUGCCCCUGUCCCGCUCCCUGCAGGCACUCCCUGCCAGCCCCUCCUCAUCGCCAUUGCUUUUGUCAGGCCCCGAGGCGCUCGCUUCCACCAGGCUGCCCCCAUCGCAGUCCAGGUCCCUGCAGCAGCUCCCCACCAGGCCAUCCCCAGAUCUGCCGAGGGGAUCCAGGGGGCUGACCCCCAAGGGACCAACCCAACUUCAAGUCCUGCGACUGCACCCGUGUCAAAGCCUGACACUGCCGUCAGGUCCUGGGAUCCUGCCCCCCACCAGGUGCCCCCCACUCCAAUCCCUGUCACAGUCCGCCACUCUCCCUUCCCCAUCCCGUGCCCUGCAGCCACCCCUUGCCAGGUCACCCCCAUCCCAGUCCUUGCUGCCAGCACAGGGCCCCGCAGUGCCCCAAGCCGCAGACAGCCAGCCCCCAGCACCGCUGCCUGUUUUCCAGAGCAUCAGGCGCCAGCUCGCUUUGUCGGAGGCGCAGGGCACCCCCUCCUCAGCACACGAUGACUGUGGGCGGCAGCCUUGCUCCGUGCUCGCCAAGAGCUCCCCUAGGAACGCCACAAGCCGGGGGCCCCUGGUGCCGCUGGGACAGCGGGAGCACGCCUGGCUGGUGGCAAUGUCAGCAGGCUGCUGGGCUCAGGUGCGGGGGCUCUUUCUGGAAGAGCCUGAGCUGGCCCUGCAGAAGGACUUCAUAUCAGGCUUCACGGUCCUUCACUGGCUGGCCAAGCACGGUGACGGGCCGGGCCUGCAGGAGCUGGCAGCGGUGGCGCGGCAGCUCGGGCUGGCCCUGGACGUGGACGCCCGCUCGGGCUGCGGGUACACGCCACUGCACCUGGCUGCCAUACAUGGCCACCAGCUUGUCAUCAAGGUGCUGGUGCUGCAGCUGGGGUGCCAGGUGCAGGUGCGGGAUGGCAGCGGGCGCCGGCCCUGGGAAUACCUGGGCAGCUCCACCUCGGGGGAGAUCUGGCAGCUCCUGGAGGCACCCCGUGGCACAAUCAUGUUCCCCACGCAGCCCCUGGCCCCCCGCGCUUCCUCUGUCAGCAAGGUCUUGCCGUCCACCGGCAGGGCAGCGCUGCCUGCCUGCCUCAGGGUGCAGCUCGGCCGUGGGGCAGUGUCCCACCAAUCCAGCAGCGACAGCGACUGA